Molecule: messenger RNA, 1995 nt
Organism: Sporothrix brasiliensis 5110
Lineage: Eukaryota; Fungi; Ascomycota; Sordariomycetes; Ophiostomatales; Ophiostomataceae
Exons: 1
Coding region: 1-1995 (664 amino acids)
Source: RefSeq, a predicted model, not a curated record
AUGGAUGACGAGCCGUCCGAGGCGGCAGUGGCAGACGGUGGCAAACGAACAGCGGCGGUCAACGGUGCGGUGAAUGCGGUGACGGAGAGCAAUGGCACCAGUAGCAACAUUGAUGGCAUAGUCACCAUCUCCCCGCGCGGCGACGUCGUGCUUGACGUGCUCUUUGAGACGUCUAGAGAGACGCUGCGAGCGACCCGCAAGAAGGCAAACAGGACCUUUACUCCGGCGACCGCGACCACUGACCUCACGUCCGCCUUGAAGCCAAAACUUCCAAUGGCAUUCCGGGUUGAGUCGUCGGCCCUGAAAAAGAACUCGCGCUACUUUGCAAACCUGCUGGGUGACACACGUUUCAAAGAAGCGCGGACAGUCGAGGCUGGACUUGCAGCGUUGGCCCUCGCCGAUGUCACACCUGCCGAUGCGGACGUGACUCGUCUGCCACGGGUCCACAUCGACGACGACGACGAGGGCAGCCGUACCACCGGACGUGAGCUUGUGUUUGCCGAGCUCUUGCGGAUCCUGCACUGGGAUGGCACAGUCGCACCAGUGGCUGUUAAUAUGAAUAGCGACAAUGGAGACCAAGCAGACAAGGCCGCAAGCCCACAGUCGAAUUCGAAAUCGAAAGCGAAAACCAAUGGAGCGUCCCGGACGGCAGCAGCUGCACCAAAAGGAAGGCCCGCUAAAACCAACCCGCUGUCGGGAAGGACUGUGCCGUCGCGAAAAGGGGCCAACUCAGACACGGCUACGCAGAACAACAGCUCGGCACGGCAAACACAUCCUGUCCUCCUGCCCGGGACACGCUGGUCUGCCAAGACGCCCCCAACACUUCUUGAGCUGGCUACUCUAGCCCUGCAGGCAGACAGGUUCGCCUGCACGGAUGCAGCGGCUGCGUACGUGCGUGCACUGCGGCUGCGCUUUCCGCAGCCAAUUGUCCGCUCAACACGGAGUGACGGUGGCCUCGGCGUCGGAAGCGGGUCUAGUGGUGGCGGCCUUCCUGGUAUGACCAAUGAGGAAGCCAUCCGGCAGAAGGUCUUUAUGGCGUGGCUGCUUGACCAGCCCUUGCGGUUUCAUGCCGGCACACGGGAGCUCAUCCUGUACGGCUCAGCGCGGUGGGCGGCAGCAAUGUCUGGCGAGGAAGAGGACGGCAGCGCGGAGCUCGCCAAUGGCAACGGCAGCGGUAGAGCCACCUCCCAUCGUGGCCAGGAGCUGCCAGCCUGGUGGGAUCUGCCCGACGGUCUGGAGAGCGAGCUGCAGUUCCGGCGGGCAUGCAUUGUCCACUGCAUCGCAUCUGUACCGCGGCACUUUUUGGCGCUCUACACGUCGCGCAACCGGCGGCAGUGCAAAAUGGGCUACGAGUCGAGUGCGGCGUGCGACUCGUUUCAGCUCGGCGAGAUUGUCAAGUUUUUGUUCCACAAAGAUCUGCUCUUCCUGCAGGACUUUUCGUCGACGGUCAUGAGCAAAGGUCGCACGCAACAGCCGCGUCUGUCUCCUGCCGACUACGCUGCCGUUGACGUGCACCACAUCCUCUCAACGCUUAAGCAGUGUCCGGCCUACCAGCUCGACAAGCACCACGUGAAUUGCGGCCUCCGAACGCGCAUCCUACCCAUCCUCGAGUAUGUCCAGACGAUGCUCGCGGCGAGUGCCGUGGGGCUGCACCGGCAUGACUGGAUGGCGGUUCGUCACGGAAAGGCGUCUUGGCUGGCGGCCGCUGAAGCCGCGGGUUUGCUCGACGGCGACGGUUGCGCGGAGGACGGCCACGACUCGGAUCUCGACGGGGAUGGCACUGACGGCAAUGAUGAUAGGACACCGUCCUUUGGGAAGCCUGCGUCGGGGUCUGCCGUGACGGCCAAGACGGACCAGUACACACCCCAAGUGUUCCGGUUCACGCGAUCCUUGGCCGGUGACCAGCGUUUACGAUACGAGGGAAGUAUAGCUGCUGAUCGCAUGGCAAGACAGCUUUUUACGGCCCGACGGUGGAACUGGACGCCAGAGAACUGA